This is a messenger RNA of Drosophila ananassae, 1170 nucleotides long. RefSeq names its product glycine-rich cell wall structural protein. The record is from RefSeq and is a predicted model, not a curated record. NCBI's taxonomy places the organism in Eukaryota, Metazoa, Arthropoda, Insecta, Diptera, Drosophilidae. The coding region runs from base 31 to 1083 and encodes 350 amino acids. The transcript has a single exon.
GCAGUUAGUGAUCUACCGGCAAAGGUUUCGAUGCGACUCUUCGUAGUGCUUAGUGUUUGUGUGGCGAUGGCCACCGCCGGCGGUUAUGGAGGUGGAGGCGGCGGCGGUGGAGGAGGUGGUGGAGGAGGACACGCAUCGUCCUCCGCUUCUGCAUCAGCAGGAGCAUUUGGAGGAUCAGGAGGACAUGGAUCAGGAGGUCUUGGAGGUGGUGCCGGCGGUUUUGGCGGCAAUCUGGAUAGCGGCUACGGUGGAGAUGGCGCCGGUGCUUCAUCGAGUGCUGGAGGCUCUGCUGGAGGACUUGGAGGAGGACUGGGUGGAGGAUCGAUUGGAGGUCCCUUCGGAGGUGGUGGCCACUCAGGAGGAGGUGGACACUCCGGUGGAGGAGGCGGACACUCCGGUGGAGGUGGACUAGUCGGAGGAGGAAGCAUUGGAGGUGGUCCAUUCGGUGGAGGUUCCAUUGGAGGAGGCCAUGGAGGAGGUGGAGGUGGAAUCGGUGGAGGUUCCAUUGGAGGAAGCCAUGGAGGAGGUGGAAUCGGUGGAGGCCCUGGUUUUGGAGGCGGUGGAAGCUCAGCAUCCUCAUCGGCCGGUGCUAUCGGAGGUGGCCACGGAUCCGGUAAGCCAGGUGGUGGCUACUCUGGAGGAGGCGGAUUCGGAGGAGGCGGAAUCGGAGGAGGUGGAUUUGGACCGGGAGGUGGACACUCCGGAGGAAAUGGAAUCGGUGGUGGAUUCGGACCAGGAGGUGGCAUCGGAGGCGGAUUCGGACCUGGUGGUGGCAUCGGCGGUGGCCACGGAGGAGGACCUGGUGGUGGUGGACACUUUGGUGGCGGCUUAAGCGGAGGUGGCCACAAGCAUAAGGGUCAUGGAGGCGGCGGCUUUGGCGGUGGUCCUGGCGGAGGCUUCGGAGGUGGUCAUGGAGGCGGAGGCGGCUAUGGAGGAGGUGGCGGCUAUGGAGGUGGUCCUGGAGGCGGAGGCGGCUAUGGAGGUAGUCCUGGAGGCGGCGGCGGCUAUGGCGGUGGCGCCCACUCGAGUGCAUCUGCAACAGCCAGUGCCUCUGCGGGUGCUGGAGGUGGAUACCAUGGCUAGAACUGUUCCCGAUACUCAAUAAUUUCCUCAAUAGAUCAAAAGUAUUACAAACGAAUUCAAUAAACUAGUUUUUGAACUGCGAAAAAA